Molecule: messenger RNA, 1428 nt
Organism: Cavenderia fasciculata
Lineage: Eukaryota; Evosea; Eumycetozoa; Acytosteliales; Cavenderiaceae
Exons: 2
Coding region: 1-1428 (475 amino acids)
Molecular function (GO): protein binding
Source: RefSeq, a predicted model, not a curated record
AUGGAGACAUUAUUAUUUUUUAAUGUUUUCAAGAAUCAAUUUCUAAGAUUUAAAUUAUUUAAAUCAGUUCACGAUAUUUCAAUAAUUGAAUACAACUCUUUUGAUUAUACAGAGAGUAAUCGAAUCCAACUCAACCCAUUCUCAUUCAACAACAACUAUUACUUUGCCAAUGAAAAGCACCAAGAAGUCAGGAGACUGGAUUUUAUCAAGGGUAGAGACUUGAUCAAGCAGCACAGUAGUAAUAAUAAUAAUGAUCAACGAUCAUUGGAAUUGAUUGGAAAAUAUGCAAUGCCAUGGUCAUUUAUCAAACAUUAUCUACCAUCAAAGGACCGUUUCGACAGCACUACAAGGGAGAAGGCAAUCAAGCGAUACUGCACCCAUCCCAAUGCAACACUUGGUUGUUUGAGACGGUUGUUGGACUGGUCGCCAGACAUUAACGCCGACGCAGAGUUGUUGGCUGAUGUUGCCAAGGCUGGACACUUGGAUAUCCUCAUGUUUUUACAGGGUCGGUUCCAAGGAAUCGAAGUGUCACCCAAAGCAAUGGAUAUUACUGCUUUUCACGGCCAUUUGCAUAUACUAGAGUAUUUGCAUUCGAGUGACAAUGAUUGCACGAAAAAUGCAAUGGAUUGGGCUGCUUUUAAUGGUCAUUUGGAUUGCGUUGCUUUUUUGCAUUUCAAUCGAACCGAGGGCUGCAGUCAGCUGGCUCUAGAGUACGCAGCGAUCAACGGACACUUGUCCGUAGUGGAAUUCCUCGACAAGAACCGUACUGAAGGAUGCAACUACGUAAACUCAAUGGACUAUGCAGCAAGCAACGGUCAUUUGCCAAUCGUCGACUACCUCAACCACAACCGCAGUGAAGGGUGCACUGUGCAAGCCAUGGAUGGGGCCAGCAAAAAUAACCAUAUGGAUGUAGUCGAAUACCUCCAUUUCAAUCGUACAGAGGGGUGCUCAAUAAACGCCUUGGAUUCGGCUGCGGAAGGAGGCCAUAUUGAAAUAGCAUCUGAAGGAGGAUAUUUACCAAUUGUAGAAUACUUACAUUUCAAUAGAAAUGAAGGAUGUACUCACAAUGCUCUAGAUAAUGCGUCUAAAUAUGGAUUCCUUCCAAUUGUCAUUUUCUUGAAUGAGCAUCGAACAGAGGGAGCUACGGUACAGGCUAUGGACGAGGCCAGUGCAAACGGCCACAUCGAGGUGGUUCAAUACCUUAAAAGAUACCGUCAUGAGGGGUGUACAGAGAAAGCUAUGACCAUGGCCGCUCAAAACGGACAUCUUCCAGUCGUCAAAUUCCUGAGAGAGGAACUAGUCCAAGAAAUAUUUGACCUUGAAGCUGCUAUCCGUGCAGCAAAUCAAAAUGGUCACCAAUCAAUCGUUCAUUAUCUCCAACAUGACAUUGAACAAGAUCUUGAUGAAGAACAACCCAAUAUCUGGUAG